AUGGCAUUUCUAAGAAAACUCGUUCAAUCUCACUCUUUUCAUUUUCCACUUUCUCACCUCUUUCUUCGGUUCAAAUAUAAGACUCACUUCAUUCCUAAAAUAGAGGCUCUCCGUGCUCCUGCCACACUUUCCCUUGGUCCUCGUCGUUUCGGAAAGACACUAUUCCUCUCUACUUUGUCCUCUUACUAUGACGUAAAGAACAGAGAACGAUUUAAACAAUUAUUCCAAGGACUAUAUAUCGGAAAAAAUCCUACACCAUUAACGUCUGAGUUCCUCGUUCUCGAACUCAAUUUGCUGGACUUCGCACUAACGGAACAAUUAAGGGAUCAUUUCCAAGAUGUUGACGAAAAUAGAAAUGUUUGUGAAUUUCCGGAAAUUAUUGAACGCGGUGAUAUUAACUCUAUGUUUGCAUCGAUGAAUACGAUGUAUGAACGAAGCCCUUACAAACCAAACACCCCUCCAAGCUCUCACCAAUCAUCACAAAAACGAAGUAUAUUGAAGACUGCUUGUGAUGGAGGCAUAACUCGUGUUUUCUUAACUGGUGUGACUCCUGUCGCUAUGGCUGAAUUCACCUCGGGUUUUAACAUUUCGGUAGAUUUGACGCUAGACGAAGAAUUUUGGGACUUAUAUGGAUUCAAGAAAACGGAAAUUGAGAUUCUCUUGGAUAAGGCUUUUGGAAAUAAUUUAUCAGAUAAUAUUAAAGAGAAAAUAAUGUCAUGGUUAAAGGAGGAAACGAUGGGUAUUUUUUUCACCCCAAACUCAUCACCCGCAUCAUUACAACACAGUUUUCGAAUACCAAAUCUUAUUGCCGAGAGGGAGUUUAUCGCAGAGGCGCUUAAGAUUUAUGACUGGAGAAAGGAGGAUUUAAUACCUGUACGGAAUUGUUUGCAGAUUUUGGAGGCAGAAUAUAACAUUGAACCUCUUUGCCGAUUUAUAGAAAAAGCUUUACUAAAGCCAUUAAAGGACAAUAGUUUUAAGCAUUCAAACGAAGAGGCAUUGAAACAAGCUUUUAUGGAUACUUUAAUUCUCAUUCUUCACGCAGAUAUUGAACCAGAAUUUCAGGUGUAUUCUCAGAGCUCGAAUUUUGGUGGAAAAGCCAUUGAUUUAGUGAAGUCAAGUACCGGAAAAAUGAUAGCAAUCGAAUUUGAUAAUAUCAAAAUGGAAAAUGUUAAAUUGGACGGAGCUCGAGGUAGUUGGCAGGAAGCAACUGACGUUUCACGAUCAUUCCUUGAAAUUGGUGAUAAAUACCGGCCAAAUCAAAAGACAGUUCGUGAAGCUUUAGAAUCGAAGAUUAAAAAGAAAAGCAACGAGUAUUUAGAUCCGUUAAAAAAUCAACACGAUGCAGAAUUGAGCUAUAUUAAACACAGGAUUACAAAAUUAAGUUUUGCCCCAUAUUUGUGUAUGCAUUAUACAUUAUUAAGCAAUAAGUUUUAUUUUUCUGAUGAUAUACAAAUCAUACAUCCCACACCACAUCAUGAGAUAGAAACGGAAUCCGAUUUAUCCGAUCCCGAGUGA
Molecule: messenger RNA, 1515 nt
Organism: Funneliformis mosseae
Lineage: Eukaryota; Fungi; Glomeromycota; Glomeromycetes; Glomerales; Glomeraceae
Source: the annotation of a GenBank genome assembly